UCCAUUUACAUCCAAACGUCCGAGCACCGCACACAUUCGCGCACACGCACGCCGCACCGGUUGGUCGAUCGGCAAGUCGCACGACUAGGUGUAAGUGACACCCCCGUUCGUCCCGUCAACGUCCGAAAACUAUAAUAUUUUGAAACCUGAACCAUACGUCGACCAUGGAAGUGGACAAUUACGGGCCAGUCGUGAAGAUGGGCUCCGGGCACGAGCUGCGGUUCGAGGACGACGCCGAUUUCGAAGAGUUGUACAAGGAGCGAGCCGUGAACGAACUGCGCGAGACGCCGGAGCGCCGGGCAGAAGCUCUAGAGGAACUCCGGAGACUUAUCAGAGAGGAGAAAAAACUUUACCUUCCAACUGACGAAACCACAGAACUGUACUUGUUAGCCUUCUUGAGAGUCUGCAAAUUCUACCCGGAUAGUGCAUUCAAAAGGGUGAAAUUUUUGUACAAAUUACGCCAGAAAAAUCCAAAGUACUGCAAUGACUUACUACCGAGCUUAGAAAAAAAUGUCUUUGCUCAAAAUAUUCUUACAGUCUUACCAUCACGUGAUCAACAUGGAAGGAGAAUAUUAAUCACAGAAUGUGGACAGAGAUGGAAAAUUAAAAAUUGCACACUGACAGAGAUCUUUCGCGGUGUCGAGCUGGUAAUUGAAGCGGCUAUUCUCGAGCCUAGAACUCAAGUGUCGGGCACUGUGCUGUUGGUUGACUUUGCUGGUCUGACCAUAAACCACGUGUGGCAAUUCACGCCAAACUUCGCUAAACUUGUUUUGGACUGGAUACAGUAUUCAAUGCCCGCAAGACUUAAAGAAGUGCACAUCGUAAAUCAACCAUACAUAUUUAACAUGGUUUUUGCAAUGUUCAAACCAUUUAUGCAAGAAAAAUUAAGAAAUAGAAUGCUUUUGCACGGUUAUGAUCACUCAUCAUUAUUAGCACAUCUGGAUGCCAAAUGUUUACCAACUAAAUACGGUGGUCUCAUGGACAUAGAAACCGACCAAGGCAUAGAUUUAUGGAACUUACUGUGUUAUUACGAAGACAACUAUAAAGUGACAAAUGAAUUCGGCUACAAAAAGAAGAAAUAAUCAAAAAUAAUUUAUGAAACUCAAUACCUAGACUAGACUCGUGUAUUUUAUGUUAUUUAAUACUACGUACUAUUAUAAAUGUAGAUUUUAAUUAUUUUUUAUUGGGUUAUUGACCAAAAAUAUGAAUAUUUAUAUAUUUAUAUAUAUAUAUAUAUACACUUAUUUUUUUUAACACCUAAUUAAUUUUCUGUAUUUAUUAUUUUAUUCAAAUGUAUUUGUUAUAUUAUAGUGACUUUCUACACAAAUUAUCGAAUUAAAUCAAAUUAUUAUAUGA
Messenger RNA from Acyrthosiphon pisum (pea aphid), 1356 nucleotides. Its product is annotated as alpha-tocopherol transfer protein-like. The record is from RefSeq and is marked provisional. Gene Ontology annotation, molecular function: phosphatidylinositol bisphosphate binding. The transcript is spliced from 8 exons. NCBI's taxonomy places the organism in Eukaryota, Metazoa, Arthropoda, Insecta, Hemiptera, Aphididae. Gene Ontology annotation, cellular component: membrane. The coding region runs from base 165 to 1082 and encodes 305 amino acids.